CAGGAGUGUGGAGAUGACUGGAGCAGAGUAGGCAACAGGAGCGACUGCGGCAAAGCGGGCGAAUGGUGCACUGUACACAGCAGGAGCAGCAACUUGCGACUGCUCAUUUGUCGGACGGCCGACCGCUAUACCAAAUAGUUGCCGUACAAACUGGACGAAUUAUGCAUAAAGUACAGUGAAAUAUGUUGACGUCAUUAAUUGUUUUCUUGAUUGAUAUGUAUUUGAAGAGAUAUACUUGAACUUUUAUAUUAAUGUAUUGAGAAAUUUGGCAACAAUUGAAACCGGUAUGCUUUUGUCAAAUUCCUACAAGCUACACACAUACAUGGACAUAAAUGUACUAUGCCUUAAGCAAGCACACAAGUACCUUCACAUACGCAUGGGCAUCUAUUUAUCAUUCUAUCCGAAUAGAAUCCAUACCAACAAAAGGCAGGUUCUGGCGUGAUAAAAUUUUGCUAUAAAAUAUGGUCGCAAAAUCGUAAUUAAUAUCAGUUAAUUCACGGCAGUCAGUUAACCACAAACUCACACAUAAUGAAAUUCCUCAUCUGCUUGGCUCUCCUCUUCGCCGUUGCUCAGGCCAAUCCUGGUUUGGUGGCUCCUUUGACCUACUCCGCCGCUGCUGUGCCCGCCUAUGCCACCUACGCCGCCUCUCCCUAUACGGCCUCUUCCUAUGGCGCCUCUCCUUAUGUCGCCGCUCCUUACGCCGCUUACUCUACCUAUGCCGCUCCUGCUGUCGCCACCUACUCUCACGCUGCUUACUCCGCCCCAGCUGUGACCACUUACUCCCAUGUUGCCGCUCCUGCUGUCUACAGCGCUCCAGCUGUCUCAGUUGCUCCAGUCACCUACUCCGCUCCCUUGGUGUCCACUUUGUUGAAGAAGAAGUAAGCAGCUGCGGUUUUGUUGACGAAUGUGCAUUGUAGAAGAUAUUGUUGCAAUAAAUUAUAAAGAAAGUAUAGAAAAACAUA
This is a messenger RNA of Bactrocera oleae (olive fruit fly), 962 nucleotides long. RefSeq names its product vitelline membrane protein Vm26Ab. NCBI's taxonomy places the organism in Eukaryota, Metazoa, Arthropoda, Insecta, Diptera, Tephritidae. The record is from RefSeq and is a predicted model, not a curated record.